Messenger RNA from Cuscuta europaea, 2025 nucleotides. The record is from the annotation of a GenBank genome assembly. NCBI's taxonomy places the organism in Eukaryota, Viridiplantae, Streptophyta, Magnoliopsida, Solanales, Convolvulaceae.
UUUUGCAAAGCACUACUUGUCCGUGUAAGGGUAGCGAGUCCUCGUCGUAUGACUACGUCAUUAUUAUCAUCUCUGAAAAAAUCGGUGAAUCCCCUCUCAUCCUCGUCUCCACAAGAAUUAUCCAAUCGAUAUUCUCUCUCGCAGCAGGUAAAUAUUUUUCCUCUCGAAUUAUCCAAUUAUAUUUUGAUCUCGAACUUCUUUUUUAUUAGACGAUAAUUGUGAUCCAUUCCUAAUAUCUACUUAAAGUGCUAUAAUGCCCCCUUUUAGCUGAAGUCCUGUUGUUGAUGUUGUUCCAUUAUUAUGUCGAACUAAAAUUUGGUAUCCAUCUCUGCCAAUUGCCAAAUUAAUGGUGUAUGUAUACGUUAGUAUUAUUUAUUUGGGUUUCCUUGAGAAUGGGCUGCAAGAAGGUUCGGGAACCAACAAAUUUGAGGUAACCGUUCAAUAUAUACUCAAUCACAAUUGUCUGGAAAUUUUAGCUGUCCCUUCAUUCAAGAUUGAAUUGAUGACUAAAAUCUGGGAUUCAUUUGAUGUUACUGAUUGCACCGUCGGGUAUGUUUUUGUUGGCUAAUACAUUUUCUCGCAAAAAAGAAAGAACCUGAAUGGUUAAUGGUGAUAGUUUUUCGAGUUAUUUCGAACUCCUUGUUUGAUAUGGGUCUCUUCUCUAAAAUCUUUGUCUGCAUGGGCUUCCUCACACUAGCUGGGCUGGACAUCGGAAUUGAGUGAAGAAUAACCAUCCUUUAGUACUACUUUAAAGAAGCCCAACAUAGGACAUUUGAUUACAGUUCUUGAAGUACUGAAAAAAAUGCUACCAGUAUCAAAAGCUGCAAACCUAUUGGAAGCCAAUCCACAUAUCAUUCCUCAUUCUUCCUCUGCACCUUGGUGGGAAAACAGUGCUGGCUACACAUCCAUGAUGAUGCAGGGAGAUGCUUGUGAUUCGUCAUCUUCUUCAUUGGAGCAAUCUGUGGAUGACCGAUCACAAUCUGAUGUUGGAUUAAAUUACGCAGGCAACAAUGCUACUGAAAAAACAGAAAAUAAUGCUCCUUCACAUCAAGAAGGAAUAUGUGAACAAGCAAAUCAGAGUAUUCGGCUAGUUGCAUCAAUUGUGCCAGGAGGAGGAGAUGAUGAGCACCUUACACAGCCAGUGCAACAGCUUGAACUUGUGGGGCAUUCAGUUGCUUGUGCUCCAAAUCCAUACGUUAACCCAUAUUUUGGUCAAAUCAUAGCUGCUUAUGGUCAACCAAUGGUACCUCCUGAUAUACUGGAUAUGCAUCACAUGAGGAUGCCGUUGCCACUUGAAAUGACACAAGAGCCUGUUUAUGUGAAUGCCAAGCAGUACCAUGGAAUCCUUCGUAGAAGAGAGUCUCGGGCCAAAGCGGAACUUCAGAAGAAGCUGAUCAAAGUUAGAAAGCCAUAUCUUCAUGAAUCUAGACAUCAACAUGCUCUUAGGAGGGCUAGGGGUUCAGGGGGUAGAUUUGUAAAGAAGUCUGAUUCAUCUGAUGUGUCAAAUCAAAAGGGUUCUGGUGCACCUCUACCCCCCUGCUCCUUUUCUCCAUCAUCAGGUCAAGAAGCACCCAAGCUUCAGUUCAACACAAAUGGUGGCUAUGGAAGGACUCUAAGUUGCUCUCGGGAAUCAAAUUACCACAGUGUGCGUUCCACCGAGUCUUCGGGUGGGAGUCCGGCACUUUGACAUAGCUUUGGAAGUGUAGAUGGCGGCAAAUCAUUCCUGGCUUCUCACAAUUUUAUCUUUUCUUAUGAUCAAAGUAAUUGGAGUGUGUGUGUAGGACUAUGAUGAAAGUUUGUUUGUUUAGUUUAGUAGGUGGGAUACAUACAUAUAUUAUGUAUAAAAACCCAUGUAAUAGAAUGAUAUGAUUUAGGAGGCCUAUGGGAGUAUAUAGAGAUUGUGUAUGUGAUGCACUCUUUUUGUACUUAAAUGGUUAUUGUGUUUUCGUUUAAGGGUUUGUGGAAAAGGAUCAAAUACUUUUUUAGUUUAGCCAGAUAUGAUUUUAAGAAUCAAAUUGAACACUA